AUGCGAAAGCAUGGCUCGGCGGCGGAGCGAGCCGCGGCCGAGGCGACCGACCGGUUCGUCUCGACCGAGGAGCCGGUCAUGAAUACUCCGACCGAUGGCGCAGAUGAGCAGGCGGAGGCGGCGGCGGUUGCGGCAGAGGCCCCUCCCUCUUCUCGCCCGGCAAGCUUCGACACGGGCCGGCCGCCGGAGUCCACGAUGGGCGGCGAGACGACGUGCAUAAUUUGCUUCACCGACCCGAAGUCUCACAUAGCGACGCCGUGUGGCCAUGUGCAUGUCGCGUGA
Molecule: messenger RNA, 282 nt
Organism: Emiliania huxleyi CCMP1516
Lineage: Eukaryota; Haptophyta; Isochrysidales; Noelaerhabdaceae
Exons: 4
Coding region: 1-282 (93 amino acids)
Source: RefSeq, a predicted model, not a curated record